This is a messenger RNA of Lampris incognitus (smalleye Pacific opah), 4582 nucleotides long. It is a transcript of the gene dhx9, whose product is annotated as DEAH (Asp-Glu-Ala-His) box helicase 9. The record is from RefSeq and is a predicted model, not a curated record. The coding region runs from base 152 to 3910 and encodes 1252 amino acids. Gene Ontology annotation, molecular function: 3'-5' DNA helicase activity; 3'-5' DNA/RNA helicase activity; ATP binding. Gene Ontology annotation, cellular component: ribonucleoprotein complex; nucleolus; intracellular anatomical structure. Gene Ontology annotation, biological process: positive regulation of transcription by RNA polymerase II; regulation of mRNA processing. The transcript is spliced from 28 exons. NCBI's taxonomy places the organism in Eukaryota, Metazoa, Chordata, Actinopteri, Lampriformes, Lampridae.
ACCGUCCGGUCCGUACCGGAAACCCAGUUGUUUGAGGGGUUCGUUGUUCGCUAACCGGCGUCAAAAGCAGCAGAAUUGUGUGCAGGGACGUCGUGACACCUAUUGGGAUCAUCAGAGGGGUAUACGGAGGAGGAGGACCUCCCACUCCACGAUGGCAGACAUCAAGAAUUUCCUGUAUGCUUGGUGUGGGAAGAAGAAGCUGACCCCAAGCUAUGACAUCCGGGCUGCAGGAAACAAGAACAGGCAGAAGUUUCUGUGUGAGGUCCGUAUUGAGGGAUUUAAUUAUAUUGGAAUGGGAAACUCCACGAACAAGAAGGAUGCCCAGUCCAAUGCAGCUCGAGACUUUGUCAACUACCUGGUCCGUGUCGGUGAGAUGAACGCCGCGGAGGUGCCGGCUCUAGGGGUGGGUGGUCUCCCUGAUGUAGAGACAGACAAUGCAGGAGGACUCUGUGGCCAAGGAGAGCUCCCUGCCACAGGUCCCCUGCCCCCCCACUUGAUGGUGAAAACAGAGCAAGAUGAUGGUUCUGGUCCGGUCCCGGGCAGGACAGGUCUGGGCUACUUAGGAGCGCCUGGUGCUGUAUUGGCAGGAGGGGGGGCUCAGUGGGAGCGGGGGGCCAACCUGAAGGAGUACUUUGCCAGAAGAGACGAACAGGAAGCCCAGGCGACUCUGGAGUCUGAGGAGGUGGACCUGAAUGCUGGACUUCAUGGAAAUUGGACUUUGGAGAAUGCCAAGGCAAGACUGAACCAGUUCUUCCAGAAGGAGAAGACCAGCUCUGAGUAUAAAUACAGCCAAGUGGGACCGGACCACAACAGGAGUUAUAUAGCGGAGAUGCAGUUGUUUGUACGACAGUUGGGCAGAAGGAUCACCGCCCGAGAUCAUGGCUCCAAUAAGAAGCUGGCAGCCCAGUCCUGCGCCCUGUCACUGGUCCGCCAGCUCUACCAUCUGGGUGUGAUCGAGGCCUACACUGGCAUCACCAAGAAGAAGGAUGGAGAAACGUUGGAGCCAUAUGAUGUGAAUGUUAACCAAGACCUGGAACAGCAACUUAUGAGUCUGGUUCAGGAGUUGGGAGUUCAGAUCCCACCACGGCCUCUAGACUGCAGCAGCCCAGUGUCUCUGGUCCAGGGCAAGAUGGCAGCGUUUGAGCCCUCCCAGAGGCAGAGCGGGGCGGGGGUGGUGCCUUGGUCCCCCCCACAGGUCAACUGGAAUCCCUGGACCAGCAGCAACAUCGACGAUGGACCGCUGGCCUUUUGCACUCCAGAGCAGAUCAACAAUGACCUGCAGCAGGAGCUCAACUUCCAUCUGCAGCAGAACCAGGACCUCCACAAGAUCCUGGAAGGGCGCAACCAGCUGCCAGUCAAGAAGUUUGAACAUGACAUCAUGGCGGCCAUCGACAACAACCCCGUGGUGGUUAUCAGAGGGGCCACAGGCUGCGGUAAAACCACCCAGGUACCCCAGUACAUCCUGGACAGCUUCAUCAAGACGAGCCGCGCCUCCGAAUGCAACAUCGUGGUUACCCAGCCGAGACGGAUCAGCGCCGUGUCUGUGGCGGAGCGGGUGGCGUACGAGAGGGGGGAGGAGCUCGGGAAGAGCUGUGGUUACAGCGUUCGCUUUGAGUCCAUCCUCCCCCGACCCCAUGCCAGUGUCCUCUUCUGUACUGUAGGUGUGUUAUUGAGAAAGCUUGAGGCAGGAAUAAGAGGCAUCAGUCACGUCAUAGUCGACGAAAUCCAUGAGAGAGAUAUUAAUACGGACUUCCUGAUGGUGGUUCUGAGGGACGUGAUCCAGGCGUACCCACAGAUUCGGGUCAUCCUUAUGUCGGCCACCAUUGACACCGUGAUGUUCCAAGAAUACUUCUUCAACUGCCCCAUCAUUGAGGUCUUUGGACAGACCUUCCCUGUUCAGGAGUACUUCCUGGAAGACUCCAUCCAGAUGACCAACUUCAUUCCUCCGCCUAUGGACCGCAGGAAGAAGGAUAAAGAUGAGGACAGAGGGGAGGAAGAUAUCAACUGUAACAUGGUGUGCGGUUCUCAGUACACUGCGGAGACCAAGCGCUCCAUGGCUCAGAUCAAUGAGAAGGAGACUCCCUUUGAGCUGGUGGAGGCACUUCUUAAAUACAUUGAGACGCUGCGGGUGGCCGGAGCUGUGUUGGUCUUCCUGCCAGGCUGGAACCUCAUCUGCUCCAUGCAGAGGCACCUGGAGAUGAACCCUCACUUUGGGUGUAACCGUUACCAGAUCCUGCCACUCCACUCCCAAAUCCCUCGAGAGGAGCAGAGGAGGGUGUUUGAGCCGGUUCCUGAUGGUGUCACCAAGGUCAUCCUGUCCACCAACAUCGCAGAGACCAGUAUCACCAUUAACGAUGUGGUUUAUGUCAUUGACUCCUGCAAGCAGAAGGUGAAGCUGUUUACCUCUCAUAACAACAUGACAAACUACGCCACUGUCUGGGCCUCAAAGACCAACCUGGAACAGAGGAAGGGCCGAGCCGGCCGAGUCCGACCUGGGUUCUGCUUCCACCUGUGCAGCCAAGCCCGCUUUGAAAGACUGGAUACCCACAUGACCCCAGAGAUUUUCCGGACUCCACUCCAUGAGGUGGCGCUGAGCAUCAAGCUGCUCCGACUGGGAGCUAUCGGCCACUUCCUGUCCAAGGCCAUAGAACCGCCCCCACUGGACGCUGUUAUCGAGGCAGAACACACUUUGAAAGAGUUGGAUGCCCUGGACUGCAACGAUGAGCUUACCCCUCUGGGUCGGAUCCUGGCUCGGCUGCCCAUCGAACCUCGCCUGGGGAAGAUGAUGAUCAUGGGCUGUAUUCUCAAUGUUGGAGAUGCUGUGUGCACCAUCGCUGCCGCCUCCUGCUUCCCCGAGCCCUUCGUCACUGAGGGCAAGCGGCUUGGCUUUGUGCACCGAAACUUCUCUGGCAGUCGUUUCUCCGACCAUGUGGCACUGCUCAACGUCUUCCAGACAUGGGACGACGUCAGGAUCAAUGGGGAGGAUGCAGAGGUUCAGUUUUGUGAACACAAACGUCUCAACAUGUCCACACUGAGGAUGACCUGGGAGGCCAAAGUCCAGCUGAAAGACAUCCUGAUUAACGCCAACUUCCCAGAAGAGUGCCUGAUGACCCAGAUGUUUAACCCGGUGGGUCCUGAUAAUGGUCUGGAUGUGGUGGUGUCCUUGCUGGCAUUUGGCUCCUACCCUAACGUCUGCUUCCACAAGGAGAAGAGGAAGAUCCUGACCACUGAGGGGCGCAACGCCCUCAUCCACAAGACCUCCGUCAUCUGUCCGUUCAGCAACCAGGACACGCGCUACCCCUCGCCUUUCUUCGUCUUCGGCGAGAAGAUUCGGACCAGAGCCAUCUCGGCUAAAGGAAUGACGUUGGUCAGCCCCCUGCAGCUCCUUUUGUUUGCCUCCAAGAAGAUCUCCUCAAAUGGGGAGCUGGUGGAGCUCGAUGACUGGAUCAAACUGGGGAUCUCUCAUGAGGUGGCAGGAGGGAUCGCGGCUCUGCGAGCAGCCAUGGAGGCCCUGGUGGUGGAGGUAACCAAAGACCCUGAAUACAUCCGACAGUUGGAUUGUACCAACCAGCGGGUGCUCAACCUCAUCCGCCAGAUCUCCAAACCUUCUGCCGCCGGACUCAACCUCACCGCCAACAACCCACGGUUUGGUGACGGUCCUCGUCCUCCAAAGAUGAGUCGGCUUGAUGGGGGAGGUUACCAGGGGGGAGGGGGGAGGGGAUACAGGGGUGGGGGAGGAGGUUACAGAGGUGGUGGGGGUUAUGGGGGAAGAGGUUACAGGGGAGGCGGGGGGUAUGGAGGAGGAGGUGGGUAUGGGGGAGGAGGCGGGUAUGGGGGGGGAGGAGGAGGAGGGUAUGGGGGCUUUAGAGGAGGUUACAGGGGGGGGUACAGGGGUGGGGGGGGUUAUUAAUCUCCUGAGCUCCCUCACUCUGAACAGUCAUCACGAGUGACAGGGAGGAAGUGACCAAGUGAGGCAUGUUAUCGUUUCCUGCAGCGCCCAUAACAAGUGGCGUUCAUGUGUGGACCUUCGUUCGUUUGGCUUAUUGAUGUCGGUUUCCUCGCAGAAUGACAUCGACUUGAACCCUGACAACAGGCAAAAUGUGACUUUCAGUGGUAAUAAAAGUACUUAACGGGGAAGUGAGUGGAUGUUGGGGUCCUUUCCUCCCACUAAGACAAGUGUGACACUUCCUGCAGGGGUCACAUCUCAACAAAUUAUUGAAUUUGCUGUUGUGAUCAACAGAAAUGUGUUUAGUUUGUGUGGAUUAUCUGAGCUGUGGGUCUGUAGUUUAUCUGAGCUGUGGGUCUGUAGUUUGUUGUCUGAGCUGUGGGUCUGUAGUUUGUUAUCUGAGCUGUGGGUCUGUAGUUUGUUAUCUGAGCUGUGGGUCUGUAGUUUGUGCUCAGCUGUUAUUGUGCAGAAAUGAAGAGUUGCGUGGAAACUGGUGGUUUUAAUGGUGCAGAUUUCAUGUCAUGUUUGCUAUUUACAUGUUGUUCAGGCGUUGAUGUUGACGUUGGUAAGCUAAGCUCUCAUCAAUAAACCCUUUUUCAUAUUUUGACUCCUGUUUUCUACUAAAAUAAAAGGAAG